Molecule: messenger RNA, 6504 nt
Organism: Wasmannia auropunctata (little fire ant)
Lineage: Eukaryota; Metazoa; Arthropoda; Insecta; Hymenoptera; Formicidae
Gene: Ask1
Product: mitogen-activated protein kinase kinase kinase 15
Exons: 23
Coding region: 607-4680 (1357 amino acids)
Biological process (GO): protein phosphorylation; MAPK cascade
Molecular function (GO): protein kinase activity; protein binding; ATP binding
Source: RefSeq, a predicted model, not a curated record
CGCCACGCGCACCUCCUCGACCUCGGAGUUCGGACCCGGGUUUUGUGACUGCGUGCUCCGGAAGGAGUGAACGUCGCGAUUCCUGAAACGAACGAUGCGCGCGACGACGAGAGAUAUCCCUUGCUGCGUGCGUUCGCUACGUCGCGCCGAUUAAUCGCCCGGGUUCCGCGGUCGAGUUCCGCGAAGCGCCAGCUAGACCGAGUGCCAUAUAUAUAUUUAUCGCUGCCAGUGGACGCGCGGUCGGAUGCUGUUUGCGUGUUCCUCGCUUCGCAGCUUCACCUUCGCGCGGUGGCCCCGUCGCGGGACGGAGAGCAAUGACUUCCUCGAGGGGCGACAACGGUGACGUUCGUCGCACGUUCGAUCCCGAGCUGAGCCUGAUCGGCGGCUGCACGAGAGACUGGUGUCCCGCGAGGUAAUGACAUUUACGCAUUGUUAAUUGUUUUCCCGUGGAGGUGCGAAACGCGACACUGCUAGUGCUCUCGGUGGCAUGUCAGUUGGGACGUAGCGUUUGACAUUCGGUUUCUCAGCGGGGUUGUUCUACGAGAGAAGGAGUACGAGGGUAGUGCCCCGGUCGCGCGUAGUCAGGCGAGUGGAGUACGAAACAACAUGCCUUCUGUUUGCGGCGACAUGAUCGACACAGCUGCUGCCUCGCAAUCGGGCAAUAUGGAAGGCAUCUCCAGUACGGAUAGCGUGGGAACGCAGAGUGACAUAUCGGGACACACGACGGUGCCAGGGAGGCCCAGAAUGGACGUGGCCUGCGUCUUGGAUUUGCAACAAUCGGAACAUCUCGCUCAACGAAAGAAAGCGCUAGACGAAGUUAGACAGGCCUGCAAUUUGGUCAAUGCCAACAUACAUCAUAUACAGUUUGAGAAACUCGAUUUUGGCGAAACUAACGUACUGGACACAUUCUAUAACGCUGAUGUGGCGAUUGUGGAUCUAAGUAUACAGUUGCAACAAUCUGCGCUGUUUUAUCAUCUCGGUAUCAGGGAGAGUUUCGGAAUGAAGGAAAAUAUUUUGCUGUACAAUGACAUAGACACGGAAGCUACAAUUAGACUUAAGUUGUCCUGUGGCAGCUACACAUUUGUUUCGUAUCGCGUUGUGGAAUCGUGCGGAUCAUGUGUAGCUACUAAUCCAGCAACCAGCAGAAUCACGGGUGAAGAAACAAUAGAUCCAAAACAGCACCUCACUUUGAAACUCAAGAAAUUGUUUCAGGAUGUGGAAAUACAAUCCAAAGCACAUAUGAAGGAGAAAUUUCUGGCAGAUCUGCGCAAAGCGCGUGAGACAUACUCUGGAGAAGAACUGUCCAGAGCUCUGAAUAACAUGCGCAAGCGUUUAGAUGAUCCAAACGUACUGUCGGGAGAAGUUGUAUUAAACGUCCUCAUUUCAUUCCGGGAAAUACAGGAUUACGAUGCAAUGGUGCAACUGGUUGACGAUUUGAGAACUAUACCGACUCACAAGAAUUAUAUAAAUACUCCAGCUAUAAGAUAUUUAUACGCGUUUGCUUUAAAUCGGCGAAACAAAGAGGGCGAUCGGGAAAGAGCGUUAAAGGUUAUCGAGAAAGCGCUUGAAAAAAAGGAAAAUCAUGUUCCUGAUAUGUUGUGUUUAUGCGGGAGAAUAUAUAAAGACAUAUUUGUCGAAAGCAGACAUACAGAUCAGGAGAGUUUAAAGAAUGCGAUCCACUGGUACAGAAAAGGUUUUGAGGUUCAGCCUAACGAAUACGCCGGUAUAAAUCUUGCUACUUUAUUGGUCAUAGCUGGAAAUGAGUUCUCUAAAAGUGAGGAAUUACAGCACAUAGGAAUGGUGUUGAAUAACUUAAUCGGCAAGAAGGGCAGUUUACCGAGCUUGAAGGAUUAUUGGGACGUAGCAACAUUUUUUGAAAUUAGCGUAUUAGCGGAAGAUUAUUCGAAAGCCAUACAAGCAGCUGAGUGUAUGUUUAAAUUGAAGCCACCGAAUUGGUAUCUGAAAUCGACAAUUGGCAACAUAUCACUGAUAGAUAGGUUCCGUAAAAAAAAUGAGGAAGCUGAAGUUGCACCGGAGGAACAAAUAUUUAGUUUCUGGAUGGACUACUUUGUUGAAGCUACAAAGCCGGAGGUUGGCGAUAGUAUACGGUUUCCAAUUUUAGUGCUGGAACCGACCAAGAUUUUGAUGCCGAGUUAUGUAAACGUGAAUCUCGGCGCGGAGGAGAAGUCCAUACAAAUAUGGAAUUUGUGUCUGGAUAAUAUGAGGAACAAUUGCAAGCAAGUACACGAUUGGUUGUUCACUGCAAACAUGAUACGCAGCGUAAGCCUGUAUAAGAGGGACGAGAGAUGUCUUUUUCUGUACGUUCAUCAAAACUCGGAUGACUUUCAAAUGUACCUACCGUCAGUGCAAUGUAGGCAAAGAUUUUACGACUUGAUCUUAGAAAUGACUAGAGAUCAAGAGGGCAUGGUUACGGAUUUGGAUGCUUACAUGACCGAUGAUCGCAUGAAGUUCGAGUAUGAAUUGGACGAUCAAAAUAAGCGCAUAAUUCUCGGUAAAGGUACAUACGGCGUGGUGUAUGCAGCGCGCGAUUUAAACACGCAAGUCAGGAUUGCGGUGAAAGAAAUUCGUGAACGGAAUUUGGGUGACGUACAGCCUCUUCAUGAAGAGAUCAAAUUACACAAUCAGUUGAGGCACAGAAAUAUCGUCCAAUAUUUGGGCUCAGUGAGCGAGGAUGGAUAUUUCAAAAUCUUUAUGGAGCAAGUUCCUGGAGGAAGUUUAUCAGCGUUGCUGAGAUCGAAAUGGGGUCCUUUGAAAGAGAACGAGUCGACCAUCUCAUAUUAUACUAAACAGAUGUUGGAGGGCCUUAAAUAUCUUCAUGACCAAAAAAUAGUUCAUAGAGAUAUAAAAGGUGAUAACGUAUUGGUAAAUACAUACAGUGGAGUCGUAAAGAUUUCUGAUUUCGGUAUGUCUAAACGUUUGGCCGGCUUGUGCCCGAGUACAGAAACAUUUACUGGAACGUUACAGUACAUGGCGCCAGAAGUUAUUGACAAGGGUCAACGUGGUUAUGGUGCGCCUGCGGAUAUUUGGUCUUUAGGUUGCACGAUAGUUGAGAUGGCCACCGGAAAGCCUCCAUUCAUUGAACUGGGUUCUCCACAAGCAGCUGUUUUCAAAGUGGGAUAUUACAAGAUACAUCCUGAGAUACCGUCAGAGUUAUCCGAGAGAGCAAAAGGUUUUAUACUACGUUGUUUUGAGCCGAACCCUGAUAUAAGAGCAACCGCGGCAGAGCUGCUGGAGGACCCAUUUCUUAAUGAGAAAAAGAAGAGCAGCAGAUUAGUCGCACCGCCAGAUUUCAGUAGAAGUAUAUCGGUUCCUGCAGACAGAUUGGAACGUUUGGGGAAAUGCGAUAAAACAAAUAAUAAUCAUAUUGUCUCUGCCACACCUAUAAUGUCUCAAUCGGAUGAUAGUGGAGGGUUAACGAAGUCAAGUCCAUUGAGGGAACGCAGUCCGGCCCACCUAUUGUCCCCCAUCAGCAUGCCUACUUCAACCCUCUCUUUUAACAGUACAAUCGGGAAUACUCCAUCGAUAGAAACUAGUGAAACUGAUACAGCUGGCGCCUCAAUAACUAGAAGAAGUUCGUCUGGUGGACUGUUAUCGCCAGAAGUUGAAUUAGGGGGGCAACCAGGACAAAAAUCUGGAGAGGAGCAAGAGGGCUUUUAUCUGUUAAAGAAAGAUAGCCAACGACGUAUGACAUUAACGAGGGUUCUCAACCAAGAUGAGGCAAAGAUUUGCGAGGUUUGGAUGAGAGGUAUACAUCAGGCGGAGGGGCAAACGAUGUUGCAAAUGAGUCACUUGGUGUUGCUCAUGCGCGGCUUGAGGGAUUACAUCGCGGAGCAAAAUCAGGAAGUAAUAGUAACCGCCAUUCGAACGUUGAAAGAGGAAUUGGAUUUCGAUUCGACCGCUAUUAAUCAUCUACAUUUGGCAAUUUAUUUAUUUCAAACGGCAGUAAACGAGGUCCUCAGAAUGCACAGUAUAAAGCCACACUGGAUGUUUGCUUUAGACAAUUUAGUGAGAAAUGCUGUUCAGGCUGCUAUCACCGUCUUAUCUCCCGAAUUGGGCGCCAACCUACUUGGACAAGAACGACAACCUGGUGGUCAAGGCCCCGAGGAAGGAUCAACGUCUGGGGUAUCGACAGUAAACUCUGUGAAAUCCCAAAAAACCGCUGAUUCCAUUGAUAAUAAGUAUUGGAAAGAAUAUAGAGAUCAAAUGGGAGCACUAAAAAUGGAAAAUAUGAGGCUACUGCAGGAAUUGAUAGAAAGCCAGAAAUCGUAUCAAACAUUGUUGCAACAAGCUCUCGAAGAGCAGAGAGCCCAAGUUAAUACGCUGACCCAUCUGUGUGAAAAUAUUAACAGAAGAUCAGUAAGACAAGAAUCAGGUUACAACUCUUGCAUUUUCGGAAAUAUAUCUCAACAAUCAGGGUCCUCACCGAUUACCGAUACGCACAGUACUACUUCACAUCCAGAUACGGCUCUUAUUGAUUGGUUACAGAAUCUUCAAAUAGAUGAGACAUCAAUCGAUAGGUUUCUAUAUGAGGAAUAUACACUGGAAGAUAUUUUGCGUCAUGUUACACGGGACGAUCUUCGCAGACUAAACUUAAGGGGAGGAAUUGAACUCGGGAUAUGGCAAGCCAUAUUGAGACAUCGGGAGAAUAACGGAAAUUAAAUUGCAAAAACUAAUACAAUUACAUAUAUUUUCUCAUCAUUUUUAGUGAUAAAGUGUCACUAAUAACUGGAGUUCAAAACAGAGUAAAAAUAUCUGUUUUGAUUAAGCUGCCAUAAGAUAAAAAUAAUAAUGAUCUAAAAUCUCAGCCGCACAUGCUGUAUUAUGCUAGAUAUAAAUCAAAUUUCCAUUCUAAAAAGAGAGUUUUCUCCGUGACACAAUCAACAAUGUUAUAAUGAUAUUAUUCGUUUAUUUCGUAGUUCCUAAUAUAGAUUGCUACUACUCUUUACAGAGCAAUUAUAUAACGAAUCCGUGUAUAAUGAUUUAUGUUAACAAAACGUAUUAUGUCCUAGUGUUUUUAUCACAGAUUUUAAUUACUUUGCCAAAGCUGAUAGCAGAAUGUGAGAAACCAGUAUUUGUAAACGGAAUGUAUUUCAUUACAUUUUCUUAUUAUAGGAAAUUUCGUAGCUUCGAUUUUUAAAUUCGGCAAAAUUUAAAUUUGUGAAAAUCAGGUCAAAUCUAAAAAAAUCGCCUUUAUAUUGAAUAGCUAAAUCUGAGAAAAUAAAAACAGCAACAAAAAAUUUGAUAGAGUUUAGGAAUAUGAAUAAUAUUUGAUAUUAUAUUUUAUUCUAAAAUUUAAUGGUGUUUUCCAUUAUAACAGAAUGCAAUAAUAACAGAUGCUUCCAAUGGUUGAUAAUAAAACUGAUAUAAUUUAUAUACAGAUUUAACAAAUUAUAAAUAGAUAUAUUCGUUAUUGAAUAAGCAAAUCUAUUGCCAUUAGAAAAUCUUGAUUCCAAACUGUAUUUUCAGAAAGUAAUAAUUUUUUGCAAUAACUGUUUAUUAUUACAGAUAUAAUAGAUAGUUUACAUAGCGUUUCAUCUAACAAAUCUUCCCAAUAUUUUCACGAAUGGGAACGCAAUUAUUUAUAGUGCCUUAUAAACUUAUUCUAGUACAAGAAAAGAUAUUUAUUAUAUAGAAUAAAUAUAUGUAGUCAUAUAUCAUUCACAUGGAAUAGUGUGAAAUAUUUACUGUGGAAAUCUUAGGUUUUUCAAAGGGCAAAAUUUUUAUUUGCAGAAAAUGCAAAUCUUCCCAGUAUCAAAAAUAUCAAUUGAAUGUUUUUGUGUCGAUAUUCGUCACGUAAAUAGAAUGCUUUUCAUAAUUUGUAAGAGUUUUACAUUGAUUCGUGCCUUCAGAAAAUUCAACUAAAUUCAGGUUUUCGUUCAAGUUUUGUAGAUACGGAUUUUUAUAUGACAGGAAAAUCUCGAUUUUUCUUCCAUGCAAUAUUGUAAAGAGAGAAAAUUGCCUGUGCUUUCUACAAUGCACACUAUAUUUUGUACAGUUAUAUUUUUUAACAUACAUGUACAUGUAAUAAAUAGUCGAGUUGAAUUUACGCAGGUAUCUAAUUUUAACAAACCAUCGAGAGAGAUCGCUUUCUCUCGAAAUCCCGGUGCCUUAUUGUUCCAAAAAUACAUUGUACAAGCUGGACUCAGCUUAAUUAUAUGCACACUGAUGUUGCAAUACAUGAUCUAAUGACUGACAAAAUUAAUGUUAAUGCGAUAUUUUUUGUGUAAUAUACUAAUAUAUUAAAAAUUGUAGAGCGAUAUUCGUUCUGGUGCUUGUUCUCAGGUGUUCUGACUCAAAUUAUUUCGCGCUCAAUUAUACGAGCAUUUAAUUGAAUAAAAUGUCGCAGCACAAUCGUGAGAAAUAAACUUCGAAACAAGCACCACAAUAAUAUUGUUAACUAUUACCGUUUUCACUUACAAAAUAGGAUUAAUUAUAAUUGUUGCUCGCAUGUGCGACCGUUUGUAAUAAAGGAAUGAAUAUAUA